UUUUUUUUAAUUACUCAUUACACUAUAUACCCAUAUAACUACAUUCCUUCUUCUCUCUCUCUUUCUUUCUUUCUCUCUCUCCUUCUCUCUCUCUCUCUCUCUUCCUCUUUCUCUUCACAAUUCACAGUUGUCGGUCAUUCAACCUUGGUUGAAUUCACUCCAUUCCAAUGACGAAUCGCCCUGAAUCAGAAGGCGAUGGAAAAGUCUCGAGGACAUACAGUCUUGCUUCUGCUCCUUUGCGCUUGCUCUCACAUUCCUUCCACUCCACCGCCAACGCCCACAAUCCCGGCACUAGCAAUCUCAUCCAACAGUCUGUUGCAGAUAAUCAUUGGCAUGGAUCCGACUUUGUGUUGAAGGAUGAUAGCUACAGUUAUAGCAACAGCAUCCCUAGCACCAGCAUCAGCAGUAGCAGCAGCAGUAGCAGUAGCAGUAGCACCCAGAGCUCCAUUUUGGCCCCUACCACAUCCAGCAUUGAAAACAUCCAUCUCUCAAACUUACUCCUCGACAAUCCACUAUGCCCGUCCUUGAAUUAUAUCGAGCCUACUCCUGUGCCGUUGUCACCUUUGAUUUGCCACCAACAACGGAUUCAACCUCAACAGACUCAAGCACAGCACGUGUCGCACCAGCAACAGCCAAUUGCUUCCAGCAGUAGCAGCAGUAGUGGUACGAUUCCCUGCAAGGAACACUUUCUUGAGACUUUGCUCUCUAAACCAAGAAAAGUUUCUAGGUUGGCAACUGUUCCUAAGAGUCAUGUCCUUGUCAGGGCAGAUGCUGCCAGGAAAAGACAGAAGGAGCUAGCAGAGAGUAGUGCUAGACUGGAAAGGUUAUUGACACCGUAUGAUAUUCGAUAUUCGAUCUUUGGCCAUCUAAGUCUUCAAGACAUUUACAGCUGUCAAUUGACUAGCAAAUUGCUUUAUUGGGCUACCUCUGACCAAUUGAUAUGGAAAAGGAUCGCUCUGAAUCUAAUUCAGGGCGAGUUCUACUUUGAUAUCCCAAGAACUCUUCCCACGAAUAUCCCCAGCUGGAAAUUCUUUUGUAAACGACAUUCGUUGCGUCAACGGAACUGGCGACGGGGUCUGGUCCAAGAUGUCAUUUCACUUGACGAUAACUAUCGCAAGUUGACAACCCUUCAGAUCAUCUCUCCCUUUGUCCUGACGGGCUGUGAUGAUGGUCGUGUUCAUCUUUGGAACAUCAAUACCAGGACAUUGGCCCAUCGGUUCCAGAUCCAUGGCGAAAUCACCUGGGUCGAGCAUCUUCAAGACCAAAAGAUCGUCGCUGGCCUGGGCUAUGAUAAUGAAAAGUUCACGUCCGAGAUCCGUCUCUUCUCGACCGAAACGGGCGAGCAGAUCGGCUUUUAUAAGGAAGACUUUUGGGAUCUGGCUAUCUGUGCCGUCAACAAGACUUUUCUAGUUGCCUCGGAUGGUAAAGGUCGCUAUACCACUUGGAACUGGAGGUCAGGUACCAAAGUCAGCUACUUUAAAGUCGAAGACGAGGAGACAUCCAUUACUGAGGCUCUCUAUCUCAUUCAAGACACAAUACUAGAGCUGCACUAUGAUGGCCUGAUACGGUUGUUUUCCAUUCAAGGUGAAUGCUACGGCCGUUUCACUCUUGAUAAUAUUCUACCGAACCACCAAGUUUCCUUCUGCUGGCUUCAUAAUGAUCUCUCGAUGGUUGUUUGGGAGAAGAGCAACACAAUGGCCCAUAUUCGCUUGCCUCUACUUGUCCAGAACCGAGAUGGAGGUGAGGGUGGUGAUGGCCAAAACAACCUCGGCCUUGCACGACCGAUUUCUCAAGAAGAAUGGGAUUCUCAGGGUGCAGAAGUCUACUGGCGGCACCAAUUAGAGCACGACUGCAACUUUGCAGCGAUGGGUGGAGGACGGUAUCAGCUGCUUUACGUGCAGAUCUAUGAGAAUUUGAGUGAUCAAGUGCCGAUCCGAGUGCAUUCCCUGAGGCGUAGUGGGUCUGGACCCACUACUGCUGCUGCUGCUACUGCCUCCAAUAGUAGUGAAGUAGCACAGGCCUCACAGAGUGAAGUUGAAGGAGAAGGUUACGGUUAUGGCUAUGGGUGGCAACAUGGCGAGUAUGUCACUGCUCAUAGUCUUAAUCCAACGUUAGAAAAGAUUAUUCAAGGCCUGCGGCCUUCGCGUAUCGAUUGUGAUCCUGAGUACAUUGUCGUUGGAUUGGUUCAAGGUGGUGUACGCUUGUUGCAGUUUGCGCCUGUGGAUGAGGAACUCUUUGAGCAAUCGUCACUUUGAUAAGCUCCUACUCCCUUUCCCUCCCCUCCCCCCUCAAUUUUUAUGAAGAUCUAAGGAAAU
This is a messenger RNA of Lobosporangium transversale, 2315 nucleotides long. RefSeq lists its product as hypothetical. Gene Ontology annotation, molecular function: protein binding. Bases 168 to 2255 code for a protein of 695 amino acids. The record is from RefSeq and is a predicted model, not a curated record. Lineage: Eukaryota; Fungi; Mortierellomycota; Mortierellomycetes; Mortierellales; Mortierellaceae. The transcript is spliced from 4 exons.